CAUUCUUUGGUAUUCUAAGCUUAUUAGACAAAACACCCUGGGAUAUCAAAAUGGCAACUCGCGUUAUGGACGGCCAUGGUUUGGAUGUGGAGGUCAAAAAUUAUAAAGAAGAUCUACAACAGAUGCACCGCAACGGAACCUCCUUAGCUCAGAACUGCAAGUUUUUGGCAAUUGAAGAUGAGGGCCAACCACAAUCAUUCAUCUCAUUAAAUAAGAAACCAUAGUUGUAGGCUUGUAGCAACUGCAAUUCUAUCUACUACAUGGUUUACAUUAGGAGGCCAACACUCAACAUUGUUGUCAGAGUAAACUUGAUUCCAAUCCACCUUGUUGGUGAUAAGGGCAUAAGUUAUAUUUCACAAUGUAAGUAGUUUUGCAUCCUGCUGCCAAUUAUCCGAGACACUUAACAUAUGAGGAGACAAAUACAGCUUUACACAAUUUGGAGCCAAAAGUAGUUGAAUCUACACAUGAAUUAGCCAUAUAUAAUUUAGCUUUAUUGAGAUGGCCAGCACCAGCAAUAAUAGUAUCACUCAAAGCAGCAACAGCUCUUCAUCUCUAAGGAGAAAUUAUUAUGACGUGUUUAUCACCUUCAGAGGUAAAGACACACGCUACAACUUCACUGAUCAACUUUUUAAUGCUCUCCAAAGAAAGGGCAUUUUUGCAUUUAGGGAUGACACUAAUCUUCCAAAAGGUGAAUCUAUAGCACCCGAGCUCCUUCAAGCAAUCCAAGUCUCACAGAUUUUUGUUGUGGUACUUUCUAAGAACUAUGCUUCAUCAACUUGGUGCUUGCGAGAAUUGGAGUAUAUCCUUCUUCACUGCCGUCAACAACCGACAAAACAUAUUCUGCCUGUUUUCUAUGAUGUUGAUCCUUCGGAGGUGAGAUAUCAAAAAGAAGGGGACUAUGAAAAAGCCUUUGUCAAACACGAACAAAGAUUCCAACAAGACUAUAAUAUGGUCCAACGAUGGAGAGAAGCUCUCACACAAGUAGCUAAUCUCUCUGGUUGGGACAUACAUGAUAAGCCACAAUUUGCACAGAUUGAAAAGAUCGUUAAACAGAUUAUAAAUAUAUUGAGUUACAAUUUUUCUAGUCUUCCAAAAGAUUUAGUUGGGACGGAUUCUCCUAUUGAAGAAUUGGAAAAGUGUUUACUUUUGGACUCGAUUGAUGAUGUCCGGAUUGUAGGAAUUAGUGGAAUGGGAGGAAUAGGGAAGACAACCCUUGCUACUGUUCUAUACAACAAAAUCUCUCACCAAUUUCCUGUGUACUGCCGUAUUGCUGAUCUGAGCAAAAUUUAUAGGCAUGAUGGUCCAAUCGGUGCACAAAAGCAAAUUCUACUUCAAACUCUAGGCGAAGAAUACCUUCAAACAUGCAAUCUUCACAACGCAUCUAACUUGAUACAAAAUAGGCUAUGUCGUGAAAAGGCCAUUAUAAUUAUUGACAAUGUUGAUCAAAUUGAACAACUCGAGAAAUUAGAUGUGAGGCGUGAAUGGUUAGGUGCAGGGAGUAGAGUCGUUAUAAUUUCUAGAGAUGAGCAUAUCUUGAAAGAGUAUGGAGUGGAUGUUGUGUACAAAGUUCCACUCUUGAAUAAGUCUGACUCGCUUCAAUUCUUUUGUCGAAAAGCUUUCAAACUUGAUCAUAUUAUGAGUAGUUAUGAUAAGGUUGCAUUUGACAUACUAAGGUAUGCUAAUGGCCUACCACUGGCAAUUAAAGUAUUGGGCUCAUUUUUGUUUGGUCGAAAUAUCCCUGAAUGGGAAAGCGCGUUGGCAACAUUGAGAGAAAGUCCAAACGAAGAUAUCAUGGAUGUGUUGCGGUUAAGUUUUGAUGGGCUGGAAAAAAUGCAAAAGGAAAUAUUUCUUCAUGUUGCUUGUUUUUUCAAUGGGUGUAAGGAGAAACAUGUUAAGAAUGUUCUAAAUUGUUGUGGAUUCCAUCCUGAUAUUGGAUUAAGAGUUCUAAUUGAUAAAUCACUUAUAAACAUUUCAGCAUCAGAUAAAAUUGAAAUACAUGGUUUGUUAGAAGAGUUGGGCAGAAAAAUUGUUCAAGAAGAUUCAAUCAACGAGUCAAGAAAAUGGAGCAGGGUGUGGAUCUACGAACAAUUCUACAAUGUUAUGUUGGAGAAUAUGGAAAAGAAGGUUGAAGCCGUAUGUUUUGUUAGAGAGGAAAGAAAAAAGAAAAUAUUGAUCAAGGAUGAAAUAUUGAUCAAGGAUGAAACAUUGUCAAAAAUAAGUCAUCUUAGAAUGCUCAUACUCAAAGGAGUGACUUUUUCAGGAAACAUCACGUGUCUUUCUAGCGAGUUAAGAUAUCUAGAGUGGGAUAGAUAUCCUUUCAAGUAUUUGCCAUCAAGUUUUCGUCCCAACCAACUUGUUGAAUUAAACUUGAGGAAUAGCAACGUCAAACAACUGUGGAAAGACAAGAAGUAUUUGCCCAAUUUGAGAAUUUUGGAUUUGGGCUACUCAAAAAAUCUAAGAAAGAUGCCAGAUUUUGGAGAGAUCCCAAAUCUUGAGGUGCUAGAUCUUGAAGGAUGUGUAAAACUGGAGCAGAUGGAUCCAUCUAUUGGGGUUCUAAGAAAGCUUGUUUUCUUAAAUUUGAAAUAUUGCAAAAAUCUAGCAAGCAUACCCAACAACAUAUUUGGUAUGAGCUCCAUCAAAUGUUUAUAUCUUCCGGGGUGUCCCAAAGUGUUUAAGAAUUCAUGGCAAUUGAAAAAGCCUAAUUCAAGUGAAAUUUCCUCACAUUCCUUGUAUCACAAAGAUUUAACUGGUUGUUUGCGGCCUUCCUUGCUUAGCUUAUAUUGUUUGCGUGAAGUUGAUGUUAGUUUUUGCGGUCUAAGCCAACUCCCCGAUGCAAUUGGAUGUCUACAUUGGCUAGAAGGAUUAAAUUUAGGAGGAAACAAUUUUGUGACAGUACCUAGUCUGAGGGAGCUUUCCAAACUUGUAUAUUUAAACUUGGAGCAUUGCAAACUGUUGGAAUCUUUGCCUGAGCUUCCUUUUCAUACUGCUAAUAUCGAUCACAAUCUUCAUAUUAACUUAUAUGAGAAUAUAAAAGGAUUGGUCAUUUUCAACUGUCCUAAAUUGGGUGAGAGGGAACGUUGCAGUAUCAUGGCAUUUUCAUGGAUGAUACAAUUCAUUCAGGCAAUCCAAGAAUCAUCUACCUCUGUUGAUUGGAUUGAUAUUGUAAUUCCAAAAAGUGAAAUACCAAGUUGGUGCAACAAUCAGAGUGAGGGUAAUUCAAUAAGAAUAGACUCGUCUCCCAUUUCUUAUGACAAUAACAACCAUAUCAUUGGCAUUGCUUGUUGUGCUGUAUUUUCCGUUGCACCUGGUAAUCCAACUACCACAACAAAUGCAAAAAGAACCCAAAUAAAGCUAGAUUUUACUAAUUGUAAUACUAACUGGUGGUGGAAUGGCAUCGUUCCAGUAAUUCUUGAAAGAGAACUUGUUGCGGUCAAAUCAGAUCACAUGUGCCUAAUGUAUUUCCCUCUGGAAUCAUUCGUUAAUAUUCUCAAGUUUGUAGACAAAACUCUCAUGCAUCUGGAUAUGAAAGUUUUUGUUAUUAAGAACAACAAAGGUCUGGAUCUGGAGGUGCAGAGCUGUGGAUAUUGUUGGAUAUAUAAACAAGAUCUACAACUGAUGCAUGCAUCGCUGCAGAAAUUUCGUAGCUCGGAAGUGCAAGUUUUUGGCAAUUGAAAGUGAGAUCAUAGGUAGUUCUUGGUUCAUCAUACAUACUACUCAAUGAAUUGUGAUUUCUGGCUAGACUACUGGGUUGAUGUCGUUGAUGGUUGCUUCAGAGUUAUCAUGUGUAGUACAAUGCUCAUUGCUCAGAAAAAUUACUCAUGGUCUAGUUUUUUUUUUCCUCCUAUAUUGAAAUUGUAUUCUACUCAUGUUCAUGUUGCGUUCCAUUUGGGUCAGUUCUGCUAGUGUCUUGUUCAAGAAACUCAAGGAUAAGAUGAAAACUGAUGACAUAUUAAUACAAGUUCUAUUUAAUGCAGUGAGUUUUGGUUAAUUUUUUAUAAAAUGAAUAGGUUGGGAUAUAAAUACAGUUUGUAUAGAUUUUGAUUUCUUUUGGGA
This is a messenger RNA of Cicer arietinum (chickpea), 4053 nucleotides long. The record is from RefSeq and is a predicted model, not a curated record. Lineage: Eukaryota; Viridiplantae; Streptophyta; Magnoliopsida; Fabales; Fabaceae.